CAACGCAGAAAUUCCAAUCUUCUUCUGUUCCUUGUUUUCCAAGCUCUACUUUAUAAAUCUAUGCUUUUAUCAUAGAGUUCAAGAUUUGAUGGUUUAAUUUAAUGGAGGGGCAUCAUCUCCAUCAUCAUCCUCAUCUCCAUCCUCUUCAUCUCCAUCGUCAAUCACAACAGCAACCACAGCAACAUCAUCACCAGCAGCAGCAGCAACAUAGUAUCGGGGGUGUUUCGGUUAACGUUGAUGUCGGAGACAGGUUUCCUCAAUGGAGUAUUCAAGAAACGAAGGAGUUCUUGAUGAUGAGGGCAGAGCUAGAUCAGGCUUUUAUGGAGACGAAGAGGAACAAGCAAUUAUGGGAAGUUAUUUCCAAUAGGAUGAAGGAAAAGGGUUACUUUCGAAGCCCAGAGCAGUGCAAGUGCAAGUGGAAAAACCUCGCCACCAGGUACAAGGGAUGUGAAACAAUGGAGCCAGAAUCCCUGAGGCAGCACUUCCCAUUUUACAACGAGCUUCAGUUGAUUUUCACAAGUAGGAUGCAGAGAGUGAUGUUGGCAGAAGCCGAAGGAGGUGGCGGAUCGAAGAAGAAGGCGCCGCAUAAUCUCUCGUCAGAUGAAGAGGAAGAAGAAGAUGACAAUAACAACAAAGAAGACAGUGAAGGAGAUCAGAAAGGUACUCCGAGUAGCAGCAGAAAGAAGAAGAAGAAGGGAAAGGGCAGUAGUGGUAAUUACAGUAGCGGCAGCAGUAGUAUUAAUGAUAGCUUGAAGAAUAUGAAGGAGAUAUUGCAGGAGUUUAUGAGGCAACAGAUGCAAAUGGAGGCACAGUGGAUGGAAGCUUAUGAAGCGAGAGAGAAGGAGAGAAGAAUGAAGGAGCUAGAAUGGAGACAAACAAUGGAGGCAUUGGAGAAUGAGAAGAUAAUGAUGGAUCAGAGAUGGAGAGAGAGGGAAGAACAACGAAGGCUUAGAGAAGAAGCUAGGGCUGAGAAAAGAGAUGCUCUUAUCACUGCUCUUCUAAACAAGCUCUCAAGAGAUGACAUGUAGAUGUAGUUGUUUAAUUAAUGUCAAGCACAAAAUCAAAACCAAAGCUGAAACCUUAAAUGUGAUGAGAACUAGGUUCGUUCCAAGAAACUCUUUCUCAACUUCCUCGAAGAUUUCCCGGUUUCCGUCAUCAUUUAUUGUUUUUGUGUUGCUGGCUGACUCUUUGUUUGACGAAAGCAAUGGAAGAAAACGAUGAGGUUUAAUUGCGCUGUUA
Neltuma alba is the source of this 1239-nucleotide messenger RNA. Its product is annotated as trihelix transcription factor GT-3b-like. The record is from RefSeq and is a predicted model, not a curated record. The coding region runs from base 102 to 1028 and encodes 308 amino acids. The transcript has 2 exons. NCBI's taxonomy places the organism in Eukaryota, Viridiplantae, Streptophyta, Magnoliopsida, Fabales, Fabaceae.